AUGAAAGGCGGGAAAAGACCCGUCCUCCCCAAGGCUCCUCGCGCCGUCGCGAUCACGGUGAGCUGCUCCGCCAGCAGCUUCGCCGAUGUGAUGCGGCGGGCGAGGAGCCAAAUUGAUUUGGGAGAGCUGGGGAUCGGGGACCUCGGGACCAGGAGGGCCGUCACUGGCGCCCUGGUCCUCGGGAUCUCCGGUCCCGAAGGACACGCCAGGGCGGAUGCCCUAGCCAACAGAAUGGCGGCCCUCUUCGCUGACAAAGGGGACGUACGCAUAGCGCGUCCCGCGAAGAGAGCCGACAUCCGGGUCCGCGACCUGGACGAUGCGGCCACCGUGGAGGAUGUAGUCUCCGCGGUGGCGGUCGCCGGGGGCUGCAGGCCCGGUGAAAUAGAGGGGAAAUCCGCUCUGGACCCGACCGCAUGGGUCCCUCUGGUUGAGGUGUCCCCUUGCGGUCACUAA
Messenger RNA from Odontomachus brunneus, 453 nucleotides. RefSeq lists its product as uncharacterized. NCBI's taxonomy places the organism in Eukaryota, Metazoa, Arthropoda, Insecta, Hymenoptera, Formicidae. The transcript has a single exon. The record is from RefSeq and is a predicted model, not a curated record. Bases 1 to 453 code for a protein of 150 amino acids.